AUGAAGAAUUUCGAAUCACCAAACAUUUAUUCAGUUUUAGCACCUGAUGAUACUGACGACGCACAAAGCGAGGAUACACCAACUACAUCUACUACACGACCUUCCCAAGAUGACUAUUUCGAGGAGCAAAUUGAAGAAAUUAGAUUAAAGCAUUCACUAGGCCAAAAUCCUCUAUACCUUGGAUCGGAUCCAUCAAUUCAGGAUACGAACGAUUCUAAACAUCUUUACGAAUGCCAAGGUUGUACGCUAUUUGAUCGAUGUGAUAUCAAUAUUAGCCGCUACCAUGAAAAACCAUUAAUCCCGAUACAGAACAAAGAAAAUAAAAUAAAGAAUAAGAAUUCUAAACAAAAUUUCAAACCAUUUGAAAAUUUUGGGGAGCUAUUAGAUUCGGACCUUCUUAAGAGUUAUAAUGGUCCCAGUGAUAUUAAGAAUAAUCUUAUGCCCCGCAAAAAUAAUGGAUUUACUUAUUCGGAAUCAAUUCGAUCUCUUGCAUUGUUUAUAUCAUUUGGACAUAAAAUUGAAUAUCCAGUUGAAGAAUUCCAUAGAUUUGGUUUUCAUCCUGUAUUCAAGUCAAUUUCCUACCUCAAAUGCCUCGAUAUAAAAUCCUUACGCAAAUUUGUUCUUAAUUGUGCCAUUAAUUGUUGGGCAAAUGCGUGGAAAAUUGCCAUCGUUUUACUAUCUAAUUCUAACCAAACUCAACAUAUUUCCCACUUGAUUAGAGAAAUUCGAGGUGUUUGUGAUCGACUUGUCCUAGACGUGAUAGUCAUUCAUACAUUACUUUAUCGUGAAAAAGAAAAACGGGAAAAAUGGGAAAUACAGAAGUCGGAGCCGAGCGCUGUAAUCUAUAGAUAUCCCGAUUCUGAUAUAUUGCAAAAUCUAUUAAAUGAUUUCGCGCAAUCCGUUCGAGUUUCAUAUAACGAUCCCGUUUAUUUUUACAACAAGGAUGAACCAUACUAUGAAUUUACAAAUUUUUUCUGGAUUCGUAUUAGAAUCGAUGAAUUUUAUUGGCCAUCCACCGAAAAUUAUUUUCAAGCACAAAAAUUUCAUAGCAACUUUCUACGUGAAACUAUUCGUAAGGCAUGGUCAGCAAGGGAAGCGUUUAUUAUCGCUCGCCGCAAUGAUUGUCAUAAACGGCAUGAUUGGGAAUCUGAGGAUCCCGUAAAAGGAAUUUUCAAGGAACACGUUAUGCGAAAAGCAUUAUUUGCAAAAUUUCGCCAACAUGAAAAACUAAAGUACAAAUUAUUGUCAACUAGUACCGCGCCAUUAUUUGAGCAUACAGAAAAUGAUAAAUAUUGGGGUGAUGGUGGUAAAUUUGGAAAGGGUAAAAAUAGACUAGGUCAAAUAUUAAUGGAGGUCCGAAAUCAAUUAAUGCAAGAAGAAAUCAGUUUGUUAAUGGAUGAAUACAUAAGAAAAAAUGAGAGAUGGUUCAUCACAGAACUUACGGAAUUAAACAAAUUUGAUUAA
This is a messenger RNA of Racocetra persica, 1464 nucleotides long. NCBI's taxonomy places the organism in Eukaryota, Fungi, Glomeromycota, Glomeromycetes, Diversisporales, Gigasporaceae. The record is from the annotation of a GenBank genome assembly.